GCACCCCCCAUGGAUGGCAAGUCCUCAGCGGAUGCUGUUCCCAUCGGCGUAGAGAUCCUGCUUCCAUCACGGCCGCCGGUGCGAAAAGUGACCGACCUGCUGCAGUGGGAUGCCGAUGCGACCUUCCUUGAUAUGCUGAGCAAAUUGAAGAUGAGCGAGGACAAACCGAGUGACGGGUCAGGAUCUGAUCACAUUCGUGUGGAGCUCGACGCAUCCUCAUCCGACGAGGACGGCUUGCACGUCGUGUGCAAAGUCGCCGUGAAGGUGAGCCGCUCGAUUUCGUCUGACAAGGACGAGAGGGAAGAAAGCGCGAGGUUCCCUCCACUGGCCCAUGGCAGCCAUGCCGGAGGGCCAAUGCGGGCGCAUGCCUGGCCGUUUCAAUGGUUUGGUACGUGUACGUGUAUCGUUGUAGGCACACAUAGAGUGGAUGUCUUUGUGUGUGUAUGGCUGUUCGUUCCCUCAGAUGUCUGUAUUGGGGCCAAGCUGCGUCAGACAGUCCUCUCUCUUGACGCCAGGUUCAUCCGAUACACUGCUGCGGACAACCACACUCCCUCCAUCAGCGACAAUGCACCGAGCGGGGACACAUCCCGCACAAUGAUGGAGGACGUGCAGCUGCAUCACCCCGAGCUCUCCGACAUCAAUGAAGAGGCGGUCCACAAGCACUCUUACGGCCGCCACACCCACACCAUGGGCUCCAUGGCAACAAUGGCCUCUCUCCCCGAGAUAUAUGGCGCCGCCUCGCCCUCCCCCUACCAGCAGGCCGCCUACACCAGCAUGGCCUUCGGCAGCGGAAGCACCCUCUCCAUCGGCACCAUGACGCCCCCCGUCGGCUACCACGGCAUGACGCUGCAGCCGAUGCCCACACACAAGCUCUCUAGCGAGAAGCGUCGGCUCACCUUCAACAUAGAGGAGUCGAGCGGCGAUGAGGGCUCUAGCGAUGAGGGCAACCACCCGGCAGGUCAGAGGGCCGAGAAAGGGGACACGAGCGGCCCUGCCACAGACCAGGAUAAUGAAAAGAAGACGAAAAGUCCUUCGCGUCUCUUCUCCGACCUGCGGCUGAGAUACAGUCAGUCUGGCGGGCGGCUCACCACUGCGUUGGCGGCUGAUGACGAUGAGAGGAAGCGUGCGCUGCCCCCGCUGAUUCUGGUGCCGGAGAAGCGCAUGCCGUGGGACAUCUGCUGCCUCCUUGUGAUUUUCUACCAGACUAUAUUCAUUCCAUUCGGUGAGGAAUGCGUCUCCGUGUCUGUCUGUAUAAAUGUCUCACGUCCUGUGGAUGCAUCUCCAUCCCCUCUGCCCUCUGUUUGUCAGAUUUGGCGUUCGGCAUUGACGGCACCCGAUACGCUUACGUGUUUCUUAUAUUGCACCACUGUUUUGACGUCUUGUGGGUUGUGGACAUCUGCCUCAACUUCGUAACAGGUGCUGUAGAGAGACACUCCCUUCCUCCCUACUGACGUCAUCCCUCCCUCCAUGUCUCCCUUCCCCCUUGGUACAGCGUAUUACAACUAUGAGCAGGCGUUGGUCAUCGACCCGCGCCAGAUCGCCAGGCAUUAUCUCAAAACCUGGUUCAUCAUCGGUCAGUCACCAUUCCGGCCAACAUACCGGUCAGAAAGGGAAACCAGUCUUUGCUCUUAUUCUUGGUUGCUUGUCAGAUCUGGUGGCGACCAUUCCCUGGGAGCUGCUCUCCCACAGUGAGGCGGCCGCCUCCCCCAAGCUGCUGAGGCUGAUGCGGCUGUUAAGUUCUCUCGCUUGCUGCGGAUCCUGAAGUUCCGAAACAUCGUCAACCGCCUGCAGGAUUUCCUCUUUGAUACCACCUUCGUCGACUUCAAAGUCAGCCGUCCAACAUUCCACCCACCUGUUGUACGUACGCAUGUGCCUCCUUCUAUUCUGCCAUCAGUUUUUCCCUCUGGUGGUGGAGAGUUUCGAGAUAGCCUUCUUGAUGAUAGUGGUAGCCCACUGGAACGCCUGCAUCUUCUAUAUGGUCAGCACACGUGUGUCCACUGGACACGAACGCGCUUUAUAGUCGCACGUGGGUGGGUGCCCUGUGUGUGCACAGGUAGGCACGCAGCGUGCGGUGACGGCAGCCGACCUGGGCCGCGAACUGCAAGACGGGACCCUCGGCUCUGGAGACCUCACCUGGGUCGAGUACUAUGAACUCGACGCGGCAAACCUCUUCAGCCAGUAGGCGAGUCCUGCCUACUCAUUUUCGUUUAUACCUCGCUCUCUCCUUUGGAUCGCCAGGUACGUUGCAGCGCUUUACUGGUCGCUUACGACGCUCUCGACGGUCGGUUAUGGCGACUUUGUGCCGCAGACGCGCAACGAACGGCUGUGAGUGAUUGUGACGGUGCUGCUGGCGUCGGUGGUGUUCGCCUACCUGGUGUCAUCCAUCGCCUCAGUGGCCUCCAAAUUUGGAGAGGAAAGGGCUCAGUACAGCAAGCAGGUCGAUCUUAUCACCAGGUCAGUCCGUCGGGCAAAAAUGAGUGCGUGAGUGUGACUGGCUACUCUGCUUUGCGAUGAAGGUAUCUGCGUCUCCGCCGCGUGCCUUAUGAGCUCCAGUCGCGCAUCAAGCGAUUUCUGGCCUACAAGUUCGAGAGCGAACAGACAACACAGAUGGAGGGGGCGCUGUCAUGCCUGCUGACGGACUCACUCAAGAACGAAGUGGUGACGCCAAGUGAUCCGCAGCACGAUCCCAUGAGGCACCCUGUGAUUGCAUCUGUGUCUGCAGGCGUAUGAUGUAUACCACACUACUCUGCGCGCCUUUCCUUUAUUCGAGAGUGUGAAGCGACAGGUCAUGACGCAGCUGUGCCGCAUCUGCAAGUGCCGCAUCAUGGCGCGGGGUGACGUGCUUCUCAACGAGGGCGUCAUCAGUCGGUCGAUGUUCUUCCUCACAAAGGGCCGCAUGAUCGCCACCAGCCGCAACAACGCGCAAGAGGGGGAAGAUGGCGAGUACGACUGUGACGAUGCGCUGUGCUCGCCAUCGUUCUUCGGCGCCAAGAGCCUCUUUGAAGAUCAUGUACGUACGGAUGCGUGUGGCCCGGUGUGGGUCGGCAGGCACGGCAUUGUGUGCGAUUGAUUGAUGGGUCCAUUAUGGACAGGUGAUGCGGGUGACGCUCAAGUGCGCGACCUUCUGUGACCUGGUUGAGAUCGAGCGCGGCGACCUGCUGUCUGUCGUCAUGAUGUUCCCAAAGUUGCAGAGGAAAUACGUCACAAUCGCCGAACAGGUAUAUAUAGGUUGACUGACUCACAAGCUCCAUCGUGUCUCUCUCUCCUCCUUCCUCUUUCAGGUGCGGGUAGGCGAUUACCGUUCCCUAGAAGUCCGAUGUUCUUACUGCGGGCCAGCGCGACAUCGGACGGAGGACUGCCCAUACCGAGUGAGCUCUUUCCUGCCCCACAACCACUGCAAGACCAAGAGAAGCCUCUUCAGCGUCCAUCGAUCGUGUAUGAGGCGGUGCUGCCCGUGUCUGUGGGGAAACAAGAGCAGCAGAAAGAAGACGCGAGAGUUCCCCGUCUCUUUUUCAACCGAGGGGCUCGACCAGAUGGAACACGAAGCUUGCGACAAGGACGCGCCGAUGGAGCAGCAGAGCAACGAGGACAGCACCACGGCUAAUCCGACACCAAUCAACCACAGUCCGCCCUCACGUUUCAGCAUGUCCGGCCAGGGCGGCUCCUCGGCCGUCAUGUGCAGGAUCGACGAGAAUGAAGUUUCCCUCGACACCAUUUCAGAGAAGGGGUCGCCACUGACAUCACGCCCAGCAACCUUCGCGAGACGGAAGAGUGCGUCCUCGUCUGACCUGCUCGCCGACAAGUCCCAUCGGAGCAAGGCAAGGACGCGCCAUGGCGAGAGGAAAGGAAGAGAGAAGGAGUAUCGCAUGGACAAGGAAGAGGGAGAGGUCAGCGGGUCGAUCGAUGACCUCAGAAACAACCGGCAAACCGUCACAGGUAUAUAUCUUUUACCGCAUAUGAUGAAUUGAAGAUAGGGAAAGCCCUUGAAGGAUCCAGCUCUUUCUUCUCUGCUCAGAACCGUCUCAUGGCGAGGCUCGGCCCCGAUCCAAAGGCCAAUCUGGCUCCUUCCUGUUCCGCACCUCCAACAGCGGAGUGUCCCAGCGAUCGCGGGCAUCGAAAGACUCCAGGCGGGCACCCAGCACAGCCAGCACCGGCCACUGGUCCCCAGCACGCGUCAAGGCCAAGCUGCAGCUGAUGAGACGUCCCUUCGACGGACGGGCGAGGAGAGCGAGCUAUCCCCGGACGUCCGAUGGGCCGCCCUCGCCGAUGGUAGUCCGGCGUCAUCAAGUGCGGAGGUCCCAAUCGCUGUACGAGCCGUGUGAGCCGAGUGAAAUGGCUGUACAAGCCGCGAUGAUGGCCGCCAGUUCACUCACACAGGUAAAUGUACAUGUCUCUCUUUCUCCCUCUCCAUGCACACAUGCAGCCACCAUGGACAAUGUAACUGAGCUCGUGCCUGGCUCCUUGUCUGUCUGCGCAGAUGCCAUCAGGGAUAUGCAGCAACGUGCCGAUGGGAAGCUGUUUCCCCAUGUCGGCCUCUCCUAUCCCGGGGUUCUUUCCCCAUGCCGGCCAGUACCCAUACCCCGCCCUCACACACGCAUCCCUCCCCUACCAGCAUUACCGGCGGGCGUCGGUCGCCUCCCCCUCCCCAUCUGGUGUCUCUCGCCACAUGAUGCCUGUCUUAGCCCACACACCCCUACAGCCAUUCAUGGUGCCGCCACAGCAUGGUGUCUUGCACGGCGGGCUGACGCCACAAGACACCAUCGAGAGUGUGGAAAGGUUCCAGAGCGAUAAUGAGAUGAUCGAGUCGGAACCAAGUUUGCAGCAGCGGAACGGCCAGCAGGGGGAUGAUCAUGGUGGGCGCAGGGGUGUGCAUCGAGCGGCGUCGACGACAGAGCUGGACAAGCGGAGGCCAUCUGAUCGGGAGGCACAGUGACUGAGGGAGAGAGACACACGCGUUUUUUGCCAGCGUCAUGUUUCGGUGUCUUUGUGGAAGAGGUUCAAGGUGUUCU
This is a messenger RNA of Vitrella brassicaformis, 5009 nucleotides long. The record is from the annotation of a GenBank genome assembly. Lineage: Eukaryota; Vitrellaceae.